AUGAUACCCAACAUAACCCAUCCCCUACCCUCUUACAUUUGCUAUACAGCCAGCAACUUUUCCGUCCGAAAUGCUCUUCUGUCUUUAGUGGCAGGUUGCAUCGUCAGGCUGGUACUCUGCCGCUGGUGGGCAUCAUACGGUUCCAAGACGCAGAUAGACCCCAAUGUUCCUGGCCCUAGUACUCUCCAAUGCUUAUGGGCCAACAUCCAAGAAGUCACCCGCCACGCGCUAGGCGACAAGCAUGUCGCUUGGUCCGCUCAGUUCGGCAACAGUUACCAGUACCGGACCCUCCUCGGCCAGAAUCGGAUCGAAACCUCAGACUUAAAGGCGGUAGCCUUCGUACUCGGGUACGAGCUCACCCUGGCGGAGGACACGGACCAUAAGAGGCAACAACGUAUCCUCGGUCCAUUCUUAACCCGGCCGGAAUCCCUCGCCAAUCUUCUCCCGAUCUGCUACGAUACAGCGCAGCAGAUGCGGGACAUGAUGCGAGACUCGGCGGGUCCGAUCAACAUCGACGACUUCACUGGGCGCUGUACUAUGGACAUAAUCCGGGCAUUUGGCGACCUCACCAUGACGACGCAAAGCGUCAGCUUUAGAGCCGCCAUCUGGCGUCUGCUACCGCGCUGGUUCGGUAAAACCCUGAAGCCAACAAAGGUCUCGUUCUGGCAGACCAACGCCACGAUGAACAAGUUAAGCAAGGAGCUGUUAGCGGAGAGGACUCAUGCUCUCGAGCCAGCGGAUGGAUCCGACCAUUUUGAGGACUUGCUCGCCAGUUGCAUGAAAGCUAAUAAGCGUCUUAAACCUGGAGACAAGGAUAGACUUACCGAUAAAGAGUUAUUAAACCAAGUCACUAAAUUUAUGCUUUCUGGGAGCGACACCAUCGCGACCACUAUAACCUGGUCCCUAUAUCAUCUUGCUCAAUACAGCGAUAUACAACAGCGCCUCCGACAGGAAUGUCUCUCUCUGAAUGAUGAGCGACCCUCCCUCAACGCGAUCGACGCACUUCCCUUCUUGGAGGCUGUGGUGCAUGAGAUCCUGCGGCUGAUUCCGCCUGUUCGAGCGGUCAGCCGAGGAGCAGCGGAUGAUAUCAGCGUCCCCCUCGCAGAGCCGAUCAAGGGAAGGGAUGGCAACAUGAUUUAUGAGCUUGAUGUGGCGAAGGGGACUUCCUUCUUCAUACACAGACCAUCAUCAAGGGACUAUGCUGUUAAGACAGCGGUUGACAGAAUCAACACGUCCGAGCAAAUAUGGGGUCCCGAUGCGAAAGCGUUCAACCCCGCUCGCCAUCUCAACUCCUCAUCUUCAGGCGACCGCCCCGCCGACGACAGCAAUGUCCAUGGACGCUGGGGUAACAUCCUCACCUUCCUCGGUGGCGCCAGAAGCUGCAUCGGCUAUCGGCUCGCCCUCCUUGAGAUCAAAGCGAUCUUGUUCGUCUUGAUCCUGGACUUGGAGUUCGCCGAACUGGCGGACAUGCCGCACAUAGAGAUGGCAGCUGGGUGA
Messenger RNA from Dioszegia hungarica, 1497 nucleotides. Its product is annotated as cytochrome P450. The transcript has 10 exons. Lineage: Eukaryota; Fungi; Basidiomycota; Tremellomycetes; Tremellales; Bulleribasidiaceae. Gene Ontology annotation, molecular function: monooxygenase activity; oxidoreductase activity, acting on paired donors, with incorporation or reduction of molecular oxygen; heme binding. The record is from RefSeq and is a predicted model, not a curated record. The coding region runs from base 1 to 1497 and encodes 498 amino acids.